Mixia osmundae IAM 14324 is the source of this 3943-nucleotide messenger RNA. RefSeq lists its product as uncharacterized. Lineage: Eukaryota; Fungi; Basidiomycota; Mixiomycetes; Mixiales; Mixiaceae. The transcript has 3 exons. The record is from RefSeq and is a predicted model, not a curated record. The coding region runs from base 120 to 3614 and encodes 1164 amino acids.
UAUGCUCGGCACAGACGGCCCCCUCUCGCUUGCUAUCGAGCGGACCUGGAUAGUUUGGGGCAGAGCCACAUCAUGACGGCGUACAGACGCAACAGGGAUCGCAGAUAGCUCAGAGCACGAUGAGCAAUUCACCGCCCGCGCUUGCUGGUGGAACGGCUAGUUCUGUGCCUACCGCCCACCGAUCGAAGCGCGAUAGCUUCCGCUCGCUCGGCCAGAGAGCGUCGCCUCGAGCCGGUAGUUUCUAUGAUGCUGCCUUGACGCCUCAGCUCAAUUUGCCAGCGAGUAUUAAUGGCACGGACGGCAGGCCAGCCGAACGACUGCUCACGGAGUCCCCGGAAGAGGAGCACAAGCCGCUCGGAUCAGAAAGCUCGCCAGCCGGACCUGAGGAGCUCGAGGUCGACCAACUCACGCCCGCUUCUGCCCGUCGCGUCUACGCGAGCCCAGAUCGAGUACAUCAGUCGCAGCAUCGUGGCACGCAGUCACCUUCGCCACCUCCGCUCACACCGGUCUCAGUGGCAGGCUCCUUUGGAUCCUACGGCAGGCAAUCGACGCGCUCCUUUCUUGUCGAUCGAGCCUCUGGCGAGGCAUCUAGCGACAGUGACCUGUCUAGUACGGAUUCUGAUUCUCAGGACGAGGCACAGACGCUCGUCAGACCCGCCUCACUGCGUGGAGAUGUCAUGACGAGAAGCUACAGUCAGGCCAUCUCCCCGCCCUCUGCGAACCUGCCGCGGCGACCUUACGCAAAUACUAUCUCCAUACCGCCCGCCCAUGCCAACACGAUCCCGCUGCCUCCAUUGCAUGCGCACAGUGCCAAUCACGAGCACAUACCAAGACAGGCACCUGACCCUCGGCUGUACGAGCUCGCGCAAGAGGAGGGCACGAGCCUGACGAGCCCAUCGGAGUCGCGGCGGCCGUCAAAUGCGACUGUCAUGGCAAGCGGCAGACGGCGGCAAGGCUCUUGGGAUUCUGCAAAGGCCGGUCGCACACCUACCCUCAGCCCAACAUGGUCUCGUGCUGCCUCUCGCGCGCCCUCUGCUACCUACUUACACGAUGGUCCCCAUCCUCACGGAGCGCCCGGUCAUAUAAGAACGGAUUCUAAAAAUCGAAGGUCGAUAUCGAAACCUAUUCUGACCGCUCCGUUAGAUAAGGAAGCGUUCCUGUUUUCACGCUCGUCUGGGCUAGCUAGCGAUCAACACUCAUCCUCAUCGGCAGGCGCAUCCUCCGCCCACGUUGGGCUUGCAAGAGAUUCGCCUGUCAUCAUCAAGCCAAGCUCGAGAUGGCGAAAGCGCGCCAACUCUCACCUUUCGCAGCUACAGGGUCAGGAACGGAUGCGCAAACCUUCAGACGUAGACGACGGAAGACCAGAGAAUGACUUGCUGUCGCCCUUUGGUCUUGGUCAAGUCGAUGCUCUUGCUCAGUACGCCAAGCAGGCAUCUUCGCAACGUGAUGAUCCCUCUGCCCAAAAGUCCCUGCGAGAGCUUAUUAAUCAGGUCGAUCUCAAAGGCGCCAUGCAGUUAGUUUCUGCGCAAUUGACGGUACAGGCUGCGGCUGAGCAAGACCGAGGCAAAAGUCCGGCGGUCAAGAGCCUGAGGGGCAGUGUCAAUUCUUAUGCUUCUCCGAGUCCGCCCGCAUCUAUGUUCUCGCCAGCGCAUUCGUCAGUAGAUGCUGGUCAGGCAGGCUCAGAGCUAGCACACUCUGCUACACGUCUGCUAGGCAGCGCGCGCAAUCGUACGCAUUCGCCUGAUGGACGAUCACUCGAUGGCGUCAAGCAGACAAAGUCAUCGCCCAAGAAAGGCCUGUUAGGGUCGCUGAUCGCCAAAGCUAAGCCCGACAGUGCCUCUAUGCUGUCACGCAAGAAGUCAAGCGGGGAUGUGUGGGCGGAUCGAGCCAGCACAGAACGUCGGCGAUCAUCAACCUUUGGUGCUCUGUCAUACCCUGACAGGGCAAUGCUUAGCCAACCGGAGCGUGAUAUGGAAGAGGCCAUCUCUCGCGUCCAUCUCGAGCUAUCAAGUGGUACGGUAGCACGCGCGAGCGACUGUGCUGCAUAUCUCGAGCUCCGCUUCACACAGAUCUUUGAGCCGCUGGAUGCCGACGAGGCCGUGCCGAGUCUGCCCGCUGUAUCUCGCUGGCGCACACGCCUAGCAGAGAUCGAGGCUGUCUACACCGCAGCAGGCAAGUCGAUGGCCUCAGUGCUCGUCAAGGAGAGCCGUCUUGGGGCAGAUCAUCCGCAAACACGACAGAUGAUUGCGGCUUCAAAGUCGUCCAACGAACCGAAUGCCGACGCAAAUGUAAGACGUGCCGUCAGCACUGUACUGGGACCCACCCCGCCUCGCAAGGUGCGGCAUCGGCUCCUGCGUCCCGGGCCGUGGGAGGUCUAUCCCGACGACAUUGCGAGCUAUCGUGCUUCCGCCGGUAUACUGCCAGACGCGCUUGCGCCCGAGCCCGUGGUUUCGCAGGAGCGCUCUGUGUCGCCUGGUAGCUCCAUGAAGUCUCCAAUCAAUGGCAGCGUCAACAGCAGACCGUCCUCUUUACGCAACGGUCAUAGUCAUCACGGCCGAACUAGGACGACGACUGGCCAAAAUCUGAGUAGCAUCAUUACCAGUGAACUCCUCUCCAAGGAUAGAGGACCCCAUUCGCCAGUGAGAUCUCCAAUGCGCUCGCCAUUGUCGUCACGUCCGAGCUCGAUCAGACAGAAGCAGAGCUACCGGCGCUCGAUGCUGGGUCAUCCGCAAGAUCUUGAGGUUCUCUCGGCCGCGGCCAGCCCCGAGGUCAGCGAUGUCGAGCCCGGGCGCAAAGAACGAGCUCGCGUGCUCGGCUCGGACAGCGAAGGCGGUUAUCCCGACUUUCUUCGCAGCCGCUUUGGGCGGAAUAGAGUACAUGAUACGUUGCAGAGCGGAGACGAGACGGGCUCGUCUUCGAAGCGAAAACAUCGUCGACCGCGACAGUCGAUGUGGCAGCUGACAUUCGGUCGCGACUCUCGCGCUGCUGUCGAGAUGCCUGUCGUGACAAAGCAGGACGUACGUCAUUACCGAUCAGCUUCUGCCUGGCCACAAUAUGGCAAGACGAUCAAACCCACGCAAGCUUCGCAUGACUAUUCGCCCGAAGAGGUCACACAUAGGCGCAGUCUCCUGGACUCAGUGGAAUCCGCAUUGCAAAUCGCAGCUGGACUCGUACCGCGCUUGCCCACAGCAAUGCAGGAAUACCUCGACGCAAUGAAGCAGCUCGACCGAGAGACGCGAAGCACAGCCGCGCAGGAUGCCGUGGUGGAAUACGAUCUUCCCUCGCUGCCAGCCGACGUCAUCGACUUGCUUCCGAGGCCAAGAGGCGCGCCGGACGAACGCGACCGUGCUUCGCCUGCCGUUCAGUUGGCCUCCAAAGCGGAAGCACAUGCGCCGAUAGAUGCUAUCGCUGCACUGCGAACAGCGUUGGGCGAUGUCUUUGCAACUGUGGACCACGCUCACGAAGAGAUCGAGGACAUUCGCGGCUUCCAAGAGUUGAUACGGCAAGACAUUCAGCAGACUGUCGACGAGUGCGAUACUAUCCAGAGCACGAUCAACAAUGCUGACGAGCAACAUGUAUGCUACGUAGAAUUGUACUACGUCCGUAUGAGCUGAUGGCGUGUUUACAGCUCACUGUGCUCGAAGAUCAACUCAAUCGGUUGCGCCACGAAGUCGCCAGCACGUCCAACAUCACCGAAGUGCUUUCCGACGUGCUCUCGUUGGCGGUCAUCUUGCUAUCUUGGCUCGUCUGGCUCGUGUACGAGCUCGUCCACCUGCUCUUGCUGCCGUUCCGCAUUGUACAAAGCAUUGCCAGAGUGGCAUCACCAUCACCAUCCUCGUCAUCAUCACCAGAGCCUCAAGAGCGCAUCAAAUCAUCCUGAUACCAUCAAGCAAUGCGUGCAUCGUUGUUGAUAGAUUAAUGCAUUUGUCGGAACAACUCGGAC